Setaria italica (foxtail millet) is the source of this 711-nucleotide messenger RNA. RefSeq lists its product as uncharacterized. The record is from RefSeq and is a predicted model, not a curated record. The transcript is spliced from 2 exons. The coding region runs from base 16 to 642 and encodes 208 amino acids. Lineage: Eukaryota; Viridiplantae; Streptophyta; Magnoliopsida; Poales; Poaceae.
AAACCUUUCGCUGCAAUGGCAACCACCAAGGCUGCAAUGGCAACCAGCAAGAUGCUUCUCCCGGUCACUCUCUGCUUCCUCCUCGUGCUCGCAGCGGAGAGCAAGGAGGACGAUAAUACUGUCGUCGUCUUCUACGGCACAGCGCGAUGCAAGAUCAACACCUCCAGGAUCAUCAGCAAUGCUCCUUUGCAGCUGGUGAUCAACAACGCCACGAUCCCCGGCACCGGCAGGACGACGAGCACGGGCCAGAUCGUGAUGGCCGUGAGCCUGACCUCGGCACAGCAUCUGGACGCCCUGACGAGCAAUGGCAGCGGCAAGGCGUUCCUUGUUGCUCCUCCGCACGCCUGCGGCGCGCCAAGCAUUCCUCCCGGGAUGGCAGUCGCCGUGGAGGUGCACCCAACCGAUGUGGUUUCCGCCUCAGGUGGGCUACUCCGUCCGAUGAACAACGGCGGCCUGCAUGCAACGACGAACGCCGGCGGCGCCGCCACCAGCCACAACAAGGGUGCCGGUGACACUGUCCAUGCGCAGAUGCCAGCCAUCGCCGCCUCAGAUGGGCUGGUCCUUCCGGACGUCCAAAUGGUUUUGGCUAAAGUCAUCGAUCCUUUCGCUUGCCUGCUCCUAGGCUUUUUUGUAAUCGGUUAAUAAUGAAGGUGAACCUCCCCUAGUAUAUAAUAUAAUGAAAAAAUAAAUCUGUGAUGAAGGUCAGGUAUA